This is a messenger RNA of Lepidothrix coronata (blue-crowned manakin), 2264 nucleotides long. RefSeq names its product mucin 13, cell surface associated (gene MUC13). The record is from RefSeq and is a predicted model, not a curated record. NCBI's taxonomy places the organism in Eukaryota, Metazoa, Chordata, Aves, Passeriformes, Pipridae. The transcript has 13 exons. Bases 57 to 1313 code for a protein of 418 amino acids.
AGAAAAGCACUUUCUCUAAGGUUUAGCAGCAAGUAGCAGCAGCAACAGAAGCAGCAAUGAGACGCCGUGUAUUCCUCGCUGUGUUGCUCAGCCUGGUGUUGGGCCUUUUGAAAGAAACCACUGCUGCCUCAGACGGAGAAGAAUCAACAACUGUGCCAACAACCUCAAAAACUCCAGGAAGUGGGGAUGAAACUGAACCAACUACUUCCCCAUCAGUGAAUACAACCCCAAAUAAUACAGAGAACUUCUGCAGUUCAGACCCUUGUGGAAGAAAUUUUGCUAAAUGUGUUUCUUUAAAAAGCAAUUAUACCUGCCAGUGUGACUAUGGAUUCUACUAUAGCAAGGAGGAUAAGAAUUGUUACAAAGCGGAUGUAUACCCAGGGGUCAUUAGUGUGAAUCAAUACUCCAAUGAUAGUGUUAAAACUGUGAAUUCCACAGCAUAUGAAGAGGUGUUCAACGGUGUAUCAGAAUUUUUUGAAAAGGCCUUCAAAAAUUUAUCGACCUAUGAACAGACAGUCAUCGUGGAAAUUCAACCUUCAGAAAAAUCCAGAGCUGCUAGUGAAACGAUUGUAACAGUGAUGAACCUGUUUCGGGAGAACUCAAGUGUGACCAAUGAAACAGUUUCUCUUGCAGUAGAACAAGCGAUAAAAGAAAAUGUAUCCUAUGUCUCUUCUUACAAAGAGGCAAGGAAAUGUGAUGUGUUUGAAUGUGAUACUCAAACCACAGUCUGUGUAGAAGGCCUGUUUCCAGAAUGCCAAUGCAAAAGUGGUUUAGAAAAGACAGAAUGGGAUGAUCGUUCUUGUUCAGCUUGCAGUAAAAGCUGUUCUGCGCAAGCACACAAGUACUGCACAAUAAAAGAAGGGAUCCCAAAAUGCACAUGUAUGACUAACUUUAAAGAGAAAGAUGGAGAAGAUGGAGAAUGCGUACCUUGUCGAGUGGGCUAUUCUGGGGAGAACUGCACUGACAACACUGAACUCAUCCUUAUAAUAGUGGGUACAGUUCUUGGAGCCAUUAUUCUGAGUUUAGUGAUAGCAGUCUCUGUAAUUUCAGCAAGAGCCAAACACAAACAAAAUCCAGAGAAGAAGAGGCUGAUAAAGUCAGGAUAUUCCGACACAGAUCUCUCUGAUGAUAGACCGACCAUAACGUUCCCCAGAGUCCAGACCACUUCUGGCCAUGCAAACCCAGGAUAUCAGCCAAACAACCCAUAUGAGAUACCUUCCACAAAUAAAGGUCAUUUUUUGGAGAGGGAUUAUGAUGAUUUGUACGAACCAUCACAGGAGCGUGGGGGCUUUAGGAUGCAGAGCAGAUACUAAGUGACAAGAGCAGUAGAAGGACCUACGACCACUGCAACACUGGGUCAGACCAAAGAGUUUCACAGCCUCUCACCAAUGCAGUUACUUCAGCAGAGGAGACAACAAAGUCCUUGACUCCAGAUUCUCUCAAGAUUUUCUAAAAGAAGACCCUCGCUUGAAAGAGAUCAUGGACAACUCUGAAAUAAGGGGAAAAUGUAGUAGGGGAUAGGGAAAAGAAGAAGAUAUCUUUUAAAAAAACUAAUGAGCUCCAAUAAACAUUAGACUUCUUUGAGAAGGCCAGUACACUGGCAAGAGAGCAAAUGUAUACAAGAUAUCAGGAUUUUAAUCCUGCUGGUUUUCAGUUCUUCUGGAAGAGGGUCCAAGCAGUAUGUGUGAUGCUGAAAAAUGUCGGCAUCCAGAGCUUUACCUUUAUUUGUGCUCACUCAAUUUCAACUAAGGCUUUGGGCAGAUCAAAACUGUUUUUCAUGAGAUCCUACCCUGUUUCACUUUACUAUAUCAGAUACAGUCUUUUUUACCCUCCUCAACCCCCUGUAUUUCCUAUCUGAAAGCAUUUUGUUCAGAUCUCUGCUGACAUGUGUUGUGUAAAACAAUGGCACUUGUCUGAUGUUUUCCACAGCCUUCCUUCCCAAUAAAAUGGCAAGAAACAAUAUCUUCAAACAAACAACUUUGUUCUCCUUGCUGCCCAACUGCAUUGAUUUUACAUUCUCAGUUCCUGUGGAAAGUGUUAGAUUUUUUUUUUCUCUUGCACUCUUUGUAUUUGAAUGAUCUUAAGGUUGGUGUUUGGGUUUUUUCCCCCCGAUUUCUUACAUAUGGUCAGUAAAUCUAUCUGUAAAAGAAUCCACAUUUUACCGAGUGUGCAUUAUCUAUUGGCUAGCAUUAACAUUUUCUUUAUAUAUAUAUAAAAUAUGUAUAAGCACACAUAUGUACAUAUAUUUAUAGUUUACAUUCAUU